Messenger RNA from Pocillopora meandrina, 444 nucleotides. Lineage: Eukaryota; Metazoa; Cnidaria; Anthozoa; Scleractinia; Pocilloporidae. The record is from the annotation of a GenBank genome assembly.
AUGAGUUUGUCUCCCUCGCAACCCCGAAAGCUUCCUUCGAGGCCUUCAUCUAGAGAGUCAAGUCCCAUGAGUAGCCCAAGAAUAGGUAAAAGAAACAGCCUGAGGGGCAGCUCAUCUCAAAUACCAGUGAGGAAAGAUUCUGGAACACCGACGAACAAAGCGAAGCCUGCGCCUUUGCUCAGAACCAGAUCGCGUGAUUUUAUGGACGCUGUAAAGAAAUUCGAAGGCGGAAAGCUUCCUGAGAAACUUAUGAAAACUUUCGACGAGGAAAGGAAAGCUAUCGGUGAUCAUUUAGCACAAUGCGAAAAUGAUUUGAGAGAAAUAAGAGAGUUCGUGGCUCGUACACAAGAAGACUUUCAAAAGAUCCGUAGUCAGACGAGGAAAUUGAAGAAUGAAGUUAAUGAGCUCCGUGACUUCAAUAAAAUGGCGUUAAAGCGGAGCUGA